Messenger RNA from Rhincodon typus (whale shark), 1926 nucleotides. It is a transcript of the gene tacr2, whose product is annotated as tachykinin receptor 2. Bases 109 to 1260 code for a protein of 383 amino acids. Lineage: Eukaryota; Metazoa; Chordata; Chondrichthyes; Orectolobiformes; Rhincodontidae. Gene Ontology annotation, molecular function: tachykinin receptor activity. The transcript has 5 exons. Gene Ontology annotation, biological process: G protein-coupled receptor signaling pathway; positive regulation of flagellated sperm motility. The record is from RefSeq and is a predicted model, not a curated record. Gene Ontology annotation, cellular component: plasma membrane; sperm midpiece.
ACGGAGGGGUUUUGGUCUGUAUAGGGAAAGGAGCUUUGGUCUGUACAGUGGGAGUUGUCAGGAAAGUGUGGAGGCGGUGAGUUCAGGCUUGGAGUGAAGUUGUUGGGGAUGAACACUGGAGCAGAAGUGGAUCUGAAUGAGACUGAGGCCAGUGCUAAUGGCACCUUCGCCAGUGCGUUUGCCCAGCCAACUUGGCAGGUGGUUCUCUGGGCAGUCGCUUACUCAGUUAUCAUCCUGACCGCUGUCUCUGGCAAUGUGAUCGUGGUUUGGAUCAUUCUUGCUCAUCGGAGGAUGCGGACUGUCACCAAUUACUUUUUGCUGAGCCUGGCGGUGGGGGACGCCUCCAUGGCCGCAUUCAACACCGCCUUCAACUUCAUCUACGCCGUGCACAAUGAGUGGUAUUUCGGGCCGCACUACUGCCGUUUCCAAAACUUGUUGCCCAUCACUGCCGUGUUCGCCAGCAUCUACUCAAUGACAGCCAUUGCCCUGGACAGGUACAUUGCCAUCAUCCACCCUUUGAAGCCCAGGCUGUCGUCCAGCUCAACUAAGCUAGUGAUUGGGUUUAUCUGGUUCCUGGCCCUGGCUCUAGCUUUCCCACAGUGUUUCUAUGCCCGCAUUGUGCAAUUAGAAAGCCGAGUGAUCUGUAAGGUGGACUGGCCUGGGGAUGUCGGAGGACAACAUCAAUUGACAUAUCAACUUGUGGUGAUUGUACUGACAUACCUCUUACCAUUGAUGGUGAUGGGAGUCGCCUAUACAAAGGUGGGGAAAACACUGUGGGCCAGCGAAAUACCCGGAGACUCAACAGAGAGAUAUAGUGAGCACCUGAAUGCAAAACGAAAGGUGGUGAAAAUGAUGAUUGUGGUUGUUCUGACCUUUGCCAUUUGUUGGCUGCCCUACCAUUUGUAUUUCAUUCUGGCCAGUUUCAAGAAGGACAUCUAUUAUGAAACCUACAUACAGCAGGUGUAUCUGGGCAUAUUCUGGCUGGCCAUGAGCUCAACCAUGUACAACCCCAUCAUUUACUGCUGCCUUAACAACCGAUUCCGCAUUGGAUUUAAGCGAGCUUUCCGCUGGUGCCCCUUUGUACAUGUCAGUCGCUACGAUCAACAGGAGUUAACGACAGCGGUAAGCUUCCGAAUGACACGCAGCAGCACUUACACUGGAAACAGGAUCGAGACAACACUGAAUAGUCGCAUUGAUUCCAAUCACGAUGAAACUGAGGAGGCAAAGGCAAAAUUCAUCAGUUCACAGACCAUUCUUUGAAACGCAGCUGGUUGUGUAUAGGAUCCCUUCAGAACUGAGGACUAAUAUUGAGACUGUCAGCUCCCACAUGGAGGGAGUUACACUGUCUGGGCUCAAGGAGAAGAAACAGUGAGCCAUUCUCCAAUGCUGGUUCUCAAUUCUUUGAUUCAGACAUCUGAUUUGAUAUUCCUGAAUUUUCUGUACCUGCUCCUGUUCUCCAGUUCUGGUUCCAAUUUUCUGAUCCUAGCUCCUGAUUCCCUGAAACUGCAUCCUGAUUCUUUGUCCAUGUUCCUCCAGAUCCCUGCAUCUCUGACCCAGUAAUCUAAGCUCUCCAGAGAGCUGACCACACUAGACCUGCUGAGGCUCAAAACAACCACUUCAUCAGGCUGAUUGGCAAGUUACAGACCUUUCAUGUAACCUUCAUUCCAAUGUCUACAUUUUGGGCCUUCCACCUUAUCGUCACGAAUGUGCAGGAAGAAUGUAAGUUAUGUAAAUACAAGAUAAAGAAAAGAAAUACUUGCAUUUACAUUGUGCCUUUCACAACCUCAGGGUUUCUCUUUUCAGUAAAUGAAGUAUUUUUUGAGAUGCAGAUAAUGUCGUCGUGAAUAAGGUUGUAAUUGUAAUAAGUCUGUGCACGAAGCAGUUUCAAUUGUCUGUGUAUGGGGAUUGUGAUUUACAAUUGAAUGA